AUGUGGCAUUCAGCAUCAACCAUGUAUUGUGGUUUAUGGCUCUUCCUGCUCCUUGAGUGGGCGGUGGCCUUGCCAGCGCUUCCUGGAGACCUCAACAGAAGAUUUCUCGACCAUGAUUUGCCCCAUAUCAACAUAACCGAACAUUACGGUGCUUCCAUGUCCCCGCGAUCAAGCCUGGAACGUCGAGCCAAGGACUUUUACCUGCGCAUCAUGCCUCUGGGUGCCUCCAUCACAAAAGGAGAGCCCGCUCCGCCGGAUGACCAAGAAAAGAACGGAUACCGAAAGCCUCUCCGUGAUCGACUGAGAGAGGAUGGCUGGGAAGUCAACAUGGUCGGCUCGGUGGAAGACUGGGGCACAAUGAGUGAUAGACAAAACGAGGGUCACCCAGGCUGGAGAAUAUCCGAGAUUCACUCGCUUGCCCGAGACACUGUCCGCAAGUGGAAGCCCAAUCUCAUCCUCAUCAAUGCCGGCACCAACGACGCAACACAGAAUCGCGAUACUGAGCCCGCGAGCGAGUCACACAUCCGGAUGGAGAAAAUGAUCACAGAACUCUUCUCCAUUGUGCCUGAGACAACCAUCAUUCUUUCAACUCUCUUGCCUCACAGCAGCACGCCCGAGGCAGCGGAACGAAUCAAGGCCAUGAACCAAGAGACGAUCAAGCUCGUCAAAAAGCUUGAACAGGUCCCAGGAUAUCGCAUCUCCCUGGCGAACAUGGACGACGGUUUCAUCACCUUAGGCGACAUCUUCGACGGAACUCAUCCCACGCUGCUAGGUCGCCGAAAGAUGGCGGCCGUGUGGCACGAAGCCAUCAACCGAGCUGAGGGGAACAUCACCCGGCCAAGCAGCGACGUUGACUUUGACGACGGAGCAUCGGAUACAACCUGCGACAAGAAGUAUGGCAGUGGUAACGCCGGAGGCCGGGCGGGCUGGCAGGUACUCGGCGCCGCCGAUCCGUUGAUCAGCGAUGACGGAACGUACACGCACAAGUCUACUCCUAGGGGGAAACUCGACCAUCCCAUCUUUUGGCCCGAGACGACCAAGUUCUAUUUUACUCAGCUUGUCAACCAAGGUGCUGAUCGUGGCGGGGAGUUGGAUGAGUUGGUCAUUGCUGCGCUGCACGAGAGUGGCUCCAGAACAAUUUCCAUGGCCAUGAACAGGGGAGAUGGCACCUUUGACGAAGGUGUUAAGUUGGACAUUUCAGAUGGAUGCAUACCCAGAGGAAUUCGCUGGGGCGACAUCGAUAAUGAUGGCUUGGAUGACUUUAUCUGCAUCGCCCCCGACGGCGCUAUGUUUGUAUCAAGGAACAUGGGAGGAAACCCGCCCAAGUUUGAGUCAUUGGGACAGGCAAGAGGUCCUACUCUUGGAUACAAGCAAGAACAUGUCAGACUCGGAGAUAUCGAUGGCGACGGCAGACUCGACUACUGUGUUGUUGGCGACGAUGGCAACAUUCGCUGCUGGCGUAACGGUGGCGUUGGUAAAAUGCCCGAGUACUGGCAGGACAUGGGAUCAGGUCAGCCCGUCUUCCUGGCCAAAGGCAUGGGUGACAUCAGAGGUGUAAGAUUUGUGGACGUCAACGGAGAUAACCGCGAUGAUUGGGUGUGGAUCGAUACCACUGGCAAGACGCGUAUCUUCAUCAAUCAGAGAGGUGAGGGCAAGGGAAUGAUUCCUCACUGGGUUGAAGCUGCUGCUGGACACGGCGGUGGCUUUGAUGUCAAAGACGACGGCUCUCGAGACCUCAUCCAGUUUGGCCGGUUGUAUGGCAGCGGCCGUGCUGAUUACGCGUUCAUCGACAAGAGUGGAUGCAGGAAGUAUCUCAAUACGCAAAUGAUCUUCUGCACGUGGGACAUCAAUGUUUGGGAGAACCAGGGGUCUGGUGGAAAAUUCCAGAAGGGAGACGGAGCUUACUGGGGCGACAUGAGGGGCAGAGGUGUAGAUGACUACAUCUGGAUCUCCCCCAAUGGUGUCGUCAAUGUCUUCCCGAACCAGAACACGAAAGAAGACACGACCAAGGACGCCACGCGUGGCAUUUGGGGUGUAUCUAUCCGCGCCCUCGAGACUGGCAUGGACCGCCGUGCCCUCCAUAUCGGCGACUGGGACGGCGAUGGCAAAGACGAUGUCAUUGGCGUUGAUAAGGCAUCGGGUGCACUCACAGUCUGGUACAGUCGCUGGAACGGCGGCACUGACUUCAAGUUCGAUCGCAAAUCCAUCGAAGGCAGCGACAAGUGCAAGCAACGAUGGGGCGUGGGGUACUUUGAUAACGGUCACCACUUCGCCGACAUCACUGGCGAGGGCAGAGUUGACUAUCUUUGCAUGGAACCUGACGGUCGAGUCACAGGAUGGAUGAAUGACAAGGAUUCGACUCUGCGAUCCGUCGGUCAGGUCAAGUUCAGCGAAGAGCUUGACAGAGCCAACUUCCGAUUUGCCGAUGUCGAUGGCGACGGCAGAGCUGACCUCAUCUGGACCGAUAAGUUUACCGGUGAUGGCAAGGUUUGGAAAAACAUGAGGGAACUUCCUGAAAAUGAGCGGAUGAGCGGCAGCAAGUUUCAUUGGGAUCCGAAGGGAGCUCUUUACCUCGGGUCAUCGAGAGGCCCAAACUUGCACUUCCCGAACCUGGGAGGUCAAGGGCGAGCAGACAUGGUCGAGGUCAAUCCAGUGACGGCUCAUGGCUGGGCAUGGUACAACAUGUGUACCAUCGGCGGAGGCGAUGACGCCGAGUCGGACCCUAACCUCCCCGAGUACACGCCUGCACCCCCAGAGGAUGAUCCCGAAGUACCCGACGAUGAGGCUGAUGCGUUCUGCGACUCCAACGCCAGUCUCAGGAAUCCUGCUCUUUGGAACGAGCUUGGUAUGGGCACUUGGCUGGAGCAGAGGACUCGAUACUACGCCAACAGCGAGGAAGGAUGGCCGCGACUGGCGGAAAAUGAAGACGGAGGAGUUCCUCGUGUGAUGGCCUGGUUCAAUUUGCGAACAGAAGACCGACGGUUGAACUGGCCCGGACAAAAGUGCCAAGAUAUCACGGGCGAAUGUAGCUUGGAUUCGUCUGAUUACCUGGACAAUUGUCAUGGCAGAGGGCGUCGUUCAUUCGCUCUGUGGACCAUGGCCAACUACGCCCAUUUCCGCCAACUUCAUGCUGAAACCAUCACCAUAGAAGGGCUCAACACAGCCCUUAAGCUGCCCCUCUUGUCUACCACUUUCAUCAAUUCCAAGUACGGCAGCGACCUCUCGAUGGGUGCUGGAGCAUGGCUCACUCUCGCCGCUGGCUUCGCAACCACGAUCUCGGCAGUCGCUAUACCGGCGACCGGUCCGAUCGGCGCCUUUUUCGGGGGUCUUUUGACGGUGGCGAGUGCCAUCGCCGGCUCCUCCAGUGAUCCGACGUUUGAUCCCCGAUUCGAUACUUGGGCGCAGUUGUCAGCGGACUUUGGCAAGGCGCAGGAAAUGGCACGCGAUAUGUUCGCAGCCCAAUACAACAAGCUUCUUCGCGACAUGCCCCCGGACCACGACGAGAAGGCGGGCACCGAACUAGCUCUGCUCCUCAAGUCCGGCGCCUUUGCCAGCCAGGACAUCGGUACAGGCUCGACCGAGAUUGACACGGGCGUGCAGCGGAGAAUGCUCACGGCAAGUCUGAUCACGGCGAUGUGGAACAGUCAGCGGGUUUUUGCUGUCAAGUUCGGCAAGGACAAGGUGAAGUUCAAGGACAAUCGCGAUAACGACAUUCACUACGACCCCUGCUUUGGCAAAGGGAUUGACGAAAACGUCGCCAAGCACGAAAUCUGCUUCGACGAGAACACGAACUGGUUGAUUAUCGAGCACCCGAAGGAACUGAGGGAUGAUGGUGACCUCUGGCGGAACUUUGGCCAAGACGCAAAGAGCCUGGAUACCUUUGACUUCACGCCAGAACAGGUGAUCCGCUCCGCCGAGCGCACGCAACAGCAGACGGGCGGUUUCAAAUCGACGGACCCGAACACCAUGGCCGACUAUCUCCUCAGCAUCGGACAGGACCCCAAUCGCGAAGGCUUCGAUAUCCAGGAGCUUGUUCGAUUCAACAUACCCGUGUGCGACAUGGACAAGUUGGACCUCGAGGCGGUCUACUGCACACCCAGCAGCCAUGAUUGGUGCAUCUUCCAAGCGAUCAUCAGGACAUGUGAAGGGAUGUAUCUUUCAGAGACCGUGGGAUGGCCGUACAAAUUGGGGGAUGAUUGA
Messenger RNA from Colletotrichum karsti, 4200 nucleotides. Its product is annotated as putative carbohydrate esterase family 3 protein. The transcript has 14 exons. The coding region runs from base 1 to 4200 and encodes 1399 amino acids. The record is from RefSeq and is a predicted model, not a curated record. NCBI's taxonomy places the organism in Eukaryota, Fungi, Ascomycota, Sordariomycetes, Glomerellales, Glomerellaceae. Gene Ontology annotation, molecular function: phosphatidylcholine lysophospholipase A1 activity.